AUGGAGAACUUCGAUGUCGCCCAGAUGCUUCUCAUUGGCUUCAAGUGUCUCUGUGAACUGUGCGCGGGUUCUGGCAGCUUGGUGCAAGUCUGGGGCCAGUGCAUGUCACUUCCUCUCCCUGCAGGCAGCCUGUGUGGUGAUGGCACAGGUGUGUGCUACCUGCUGCCUGUCUUCGACACCGUGUUUGUCAGGAGGACGUACCGUCGCCAAGGCCUGGGCAUGGCCAUGCUGCAGGACUUCUGUGAGACAUUUCGAGAGGACGAGGCUCUGGGCGUCAGUUGGCCAAUUUCUCCUGCCAUGUACCAAGUCUGCAGGAAGUUCCUGUUGGCCCACCCGGAGGAGCGGGGUCGCCUGUGGGAGGUGGAGCCCCCAGGAGCCUGGGGCCAGCGAGGCAGCAUCUGGCUGAAGGUUCAACUGCAGCAGUCAAGACCUCCAGACUCUCACCCAGGAAAUGCCAAGGAGGAUGUGAGCAGUCAAGGGCGGACGUCUCCAGAUGAUGGACCCAGACAGUCUGAAGAAGGCAAGAAGGAGAGGACCCAUGGAGAAUGGGAGGAGACAAAGAGUGGUCAGGACUGCGGAGUGAAAGAAGCAGCAGCGGGGCGGCUUGGACGAGCCUGCGGGGCCAGGCCGGAGGGUAAGGAGGCCAAGAGAACUGCAGUGGAUGCGGGGCUGGCCUGGGGGUCCCAGCAGAAGCACCUGGGGCCCAGCUCCUGACUCUCAGAGGCAAACCCGAAUCUCGUCGAGAGGCCUGCCUGGGCCCCAGGGGACAGGGGUGUGAGAGCUGCUUCUGUCACUCCCUGCUCGUGUGCCUGGGAGCUGGCUUCUGCCCUUGCUGUGCUGUCCUUUGAGGAGAAAGGGACGGCACAGACCCCACCCACCUCAGGCUUGUUUUGUGGGUUCAGGUGAUAGAAAGCCUAAGAAAGUGCUUCAUCCCUCAAGCACAGAGAGCUAUGCAGGCCGCUGUUUUCCUGAGCUCAGAUCCCAGAAUCGUGUUUGUAAACUUAAUACGGUUUCUGUUACUCGGGAUGAAUUCGUAAAGACUGUACUGGAACCACUGGAAUAUGCCUCUUUCUUGAGUGCAAGGAAACUCCGAGAAGGGCCACACCCAUUGUGGUCUGCGCUGCAGAACUCUGUCUCAGGUUUGCCCCCACCAGCCAGAUGUCACUGGGAGACCACAGGCACCAGAGGGGUUUCUAGGGGAGACACAGUUCUUUUCCAGAGAAGCUUCCGUGACGAGGGCGGUGGCCCGGACUGCCUGAGGCACACAGUUCGUUGGCGCCUCGCCCGCAUCUGGCCGAGUGGGCUCCAGGCGGGCAUCAGGAUCUUAGCCGUCACUUCAUUCAGAGGGGAAGCCACCAGAGGGGCUUUGUGCUGCUGGCCCUCCAGCCUACGGCGCCGUGAGGGGAAAGGCUUGUACUGGUCAAGGCGAUUGUGAUGCUCCUUCCCUCCUCAGCCACUGUCACCCCCUGCUCGGGGCAUGUGCUUGUGGAUUCGGAGCUGAGCUGAGGACCCUGCCUGUAAGACCCCGGUGAGGACAGACGAGGCAGGCCUUCCACAGGGUAAGGCGCGGUGCAGGCUGCUUCCUGCGGCCCCAGAGCCUGCUCCCUGGAAACUGCCGUAGGCCUUUCUCUGCAGCUGGCCAGGCCUCACUGAUGGUCAGUUGGGUUCUUAACCUUCCAACCGGCGGGGGCUGGCUGGGUCGUCUUGGGGCAGGCAGCCCCGUCCCAGCCCCUACUUGUGGGUGAAUGCACAUCUGAUCUUACCACUGGGUACACCCCUCUGAGGCUUUAUCACUGUCUUUGGAGCACCUGGGGCCCUGAUGACUCUGCCUUGAGCAGAGUCGGCCUUGCCUUCUGUAUCCCGGCUGCCUGGGCUUUCCUGUCCUCAGACACACUUGUGCUCUUGCUUUGGGGUCAGCACUCAUGCACUCGCUCUGCCCUGGGCAUGUGCCUUUCCCUCCCUCCCUCCCUCUGUCCUUCUGUCUCUCUUUCUCUCUCUGUCCUCCUCUGUCUCUCUCCCCCCCCCACCUGUGAGCGCGCGUGCACACACA
Leptonychotes weddellii (Weddell seal) is the source of this 2050-nucleotide messenger RNA. Lineage: Eukaryota; Metazoa; Chordata; Mammalia; Carnivora; Phocidae. The record is from RefSeq and is a predicted model, not a curated record.